Molecule: messenger RNA, 1092 nt
Organism: Myxozyma melibiosi
Lineage: Eukaryota; Fungi; Ascomycota; Lipomycetes; Lipomycetales; Lipomycetaceae
Exons: 1
Coding region: 1-1092 (363 amino acids)
Molecular function (GO): FMN binding; NADPH dehydrogenase activity
Source: RefSeq, a predicted model, not a curated record
AUGUCCGACCCCCUCUUCCAGCCUCUGGCCGUCGGCCCCUACACCCUCCAGCACCGGAUCGUCAUGCCGCCACUGACCCGAUUCCGCUGCUCAGACGACGGCGUGCCCAUCCCCGAGCUCGUGGUGCCAUACUACGCCGAGCGCUGCCUCGUGCCCGGCACACUCAUCAUCGCCGAAGCAACCGACGUCAACGAGCUCGCGGGCGGCUUCGCGAACGUCCCGGGGAUCUACACCGACGCCCAGAUAGAGGGCUGGAAAGCCGUGACAAAGGCCGUCCACGACCGCGACUGCGUCAUCUUCCUCCAGCUCUGGGCCAUCGGCCGCGCAAACCCGGGCACGAAGCAACCCGACGUCGUAUCGGCCGGCAACAUCGCGAUGAAGGACGGCGCCCAGCCCCGCGCGCUGUCCAACGCCGAGGUCAAGAUGAUGGUGCGCGCGUUCGGCCAGGCCGCCGCCAACGCCGUCAAAGCCGGCUUCGACGGCAUCGAGAUCCACGGCGCGCACGGCUACCUCGUCGACCAGUUCUCGCAGGCGGUGUCCAACAACCGCACGGACGAGUACGGCGGCUCGGUCGAGAACCGCGCCCGCUUCGCGCUCAACGUCGUCGGCGCCUGCGCGGCCGCCAUCGGCGCCGACAAAGUCGCCAUCCGCCUCUCGCCGUUCGCGACCGUCUACUCCACCGGCUGGGACGACCCCUACCCGCAGUACUCGUACAUCAUCAACCAGCUGCGCGAGCGCCACCCGUCGCUCGCGUACCUGCACGUCGUCGAGCCCCGCGUCAACGGCACCGUCGACCGCACGCUGACCUCGGACCAGGAGUCGAAUUCGGACGCGUACAAGGCGCUCUGGCCGGGUGUCUACAUCGUCGCGGGAGGGUUCAUGCCCGACACUGCGCGCGAGUACGUGCGCACGCACGAUAACGCUCUGGUGGCCUUUGGUCGCCGGUUCAUCUCGAACCCGGACCUGGUGGCGAAGAUCAAGGAGGGUCUGCCGUUCGUGCCAUACAACCGAAAGACCUUCUAUUUGAAUAAGGCGAAGGAGGGAUAUCUGGGAUACGAGUACGCAAAGGAGUUGAAGGGUAUUUACUAUUGA